UUUAUAACGUGUGAGCGGGUCGUCAAAGCUGCGCUGCCUCCAAGGAGCCGCUCAUCCGCCGCCGCAGACAUCACUCUGAUCCCGGUGUGAGUCCAGCGCGACGUGACGAUGGCAGACAGCUCUCACUGCUUCUACUGCCGCGAGGACCUCGGGGGGAAGAGGUUUGUUCGUAGUGAGGGCAGGCCGGUGUGCGUUCGCUGCCACACCAAGUUCUGCGCCAACUCCUGCGCCGAGUGCCACCGACCCAUCUCUGUGGAAACUAAGGAGCUCAGCCACAAGGGCCGAUACUGGCAUGAGGAGUGUUUCCGCUGUGCAAAGUGCUACAAGCCUCUGGCCAAGGAGCCCUUCAGCACCAAGGAUGACCGCAUCAUGUGUGGGAAGUGCUGCUCCAGAGAGGACGCUCCUCGCUGCCACGGCUGCUACAAGUCCAUCCUGGCUGGCACAGAGAGUGUGGAGUACAAAGGGAACUCAUGGCACGACGAAUGCUUCACCUGUUUUAACUGUAAACGACCAAUAGGAUCGCUGAGUUUCCUCUCCAAAGGAAAUGACGUUUACUGCAGCCCCUGCUACGACAAGAAAUUUGCCAAACAUUGCGUCAGCUGCAAGAAGCCUAUAACCUCUGGAGGAGUGAACUACCAGGACCAGCCGUGGCACGGUCACUGUUUUGUGUGCAGCUCCUGCUCAAAGCCUCUGGCAGGGUCCAGUUUCACCAACCACCAGGACCAGGUCUUCUGUGUCGACUGCUACAAGAACUCUGUGGCUAAGAAAUGCAGCGGCUGCCAACAUCCCAUCACAGGUUUUGGUAAAGGAGUGAACGUUGUGAACUACGAGGGUAGCUCCUGGCACGAAUACUGCUUCAACUGUAAGAGGUGCUCCCUCAGUCUGUCCAACAAGCGUUUCGUAGCCAAGGGAAGAGACAUCCUCUGCUCUGACUGCGGCAACAAAUAGCGAUGGACAACUUGUUUUUAUUUUGUUUCAGAGUGAUUUAUACAACCGUUAUGACAAAAAAUUUCCAGGCUUUUUUUUUAAAAUAAAGGCCAGUGUCAUCAUUUUAAUAUUCUGUCUAUUAUCUAGUUGAAAUUCUGGGAGAUGAAACAUUAAGUGACAGUAAAGAUGGGACCAAAAUAUAAUUUUUGAGAGCUGUUGAUUGCUUUCUGUGGUGCUGCACACUGCUGAGUGAUGCUAAAGACAAGAUUUGUCCUCCAACUUUGAAAUAAGGAGUUUGAAAGACAGCGAGUGUGGCAGUUUCCUGUAGGAGACUUACAUGACAUAAAAUAUGAUAACAAAGUCCAUGUUAAACUAUGCAACCCAGUGAUUUUAACUCAUUUGAGCAGGAGAUAAAUGGCUGACUUUGCUGUAAAACUAAGAGCAUCUUGUUGUGAGUUUUCACCUUCAUGUUUUACUAAAGAGUUAACGUCAAGCUACAGGCUACCUUGUAUUUUUAAAAGCUGAAAAAUCAGUGCUUUUUACGUUGCAGUUACAUAAUAUAAAUCUGAAAAAAAUACGUGAAUUAUGAUUCUUUAAAUUGCACUUUUCACCUCUUUUUAUAACAGAAAAAUAACUAAUUAUGUUAGUGGCUUUAACGUCUACUUGAUGUUUUUCUACAUUUGAAAGGUAACAUCAUUCUGUGACCAAAUAAUCAAAAUCCUUGCAACUUUUCAUCGCUAUGCUUGAUGUACAGUAUGUUUGAAGUAAAUAAAACUGUAUGGACUUUUACUAAUUGCUGUUGCUCCAAAGCAAAGGGAGGAAUAAAUACCAAUUUUGGAAUAUAUGCAAACUGCAUGCCUUGAUGUGUUGUUGUAAUGGAAUAAACUUUCUAUAAAACGGAGA
Stegastes partitus (bicolor damselfish) is the source of this 1830-nucleotide messenger RNA. RefSeq names its product four and a half LIM domains protein 1-like. The transcript is spliced from 6 exons. Gene Ontology annotation, molecular function: transmembrane transporter binding. The record is from RefSeq and is a predicted model, not a curated record. Bases 109 to 948 code for a protein of 279 amino acids. NCBI's taxonomy places the organism in Eukaryota, Metazoa, Chordata, Actinopteri, Pomacentridae. Gene Ontology annotation, biological process: muscle organ development.